Molecule: messenger RNA, 3292 nt
Organism: Cyprinus carpio (common carp)
Lineage: Eukaryota; Metazoa; Chordata; Actinopteri; Cypriniformes; Cyprinidae
Product: BCL6B transcription repressor
Biological process (GO): regulation of transcription by RNA polymerase II
Cellular component (GO): nucleus
Molecular function (GO): DNA-binding transcription factor activity, RNA polymerase II-specific; RNA polymerase II cis-regulatory region sequence-specific DNA binding; protein binding
Source: RefSeq, a predicted model, not a curated record
ACCUCAGUCAUUAAAAGAAACGCCACAAAACUGACCCAGGAGCAGUGUGAAAAGGCAGCUUCUACUAACACAGGAAAUAAACACCCUGACUGAAUGAGACUUCCUGCACAGUGUUAUAAAGGAUACUCUCUCCUAAGUCAGACUGGUCAGUUUUUCAGAGACUCAUUUGAGGAAGGGAGGUUAGCGCGUGUGUGUGCAGCUUGGAUCAGAGGAGAGGAGCUGUAAGAACAAGGCGGUGUGUGUUCUCGUCCCUGCUGGUCGGGGUACGAGUAGGGAGCUGGCCUCCCCAAAUAGACACUUUUGAAUCUCAUUUCAUCAUCCUUGUCAGAAAAAUUAAUGCAAAUGGAAGAGGGAUACCGAAGCUCCUCCGAGCACACUGCAGUGGAGUCACUCCAUGUGAUGGAGGUGAAAGGCUACAUUAAGGAGUUCACCCGUCACUCCAACGACGUGUUGCUGAACUUAAAUGAACUGCGGCUUCGGGACAUCCUUACAGAUGCCACGCUGCUUGUGGGCACCGCCAGGCUGCGCGCCCACUGCGCCGUGCUCAUCGCAUGCAGUGGAUUCUUCUACACUUUCUUCUCUCGUCGAGCGGCUGGUGCUGGCGGUGAGCGGGGGUUUUCUCUCACUCUGCCGGAGGGGCUGGACGCAGGCAGCGUGUCCCUGCUGCUGGACUUCAUGUACACCUCCUGCCUCCCUCUCACGCCCCGGACAGUAUCUGGUGUGCUCGCCGCUGCCACCUAUCUGCAGAUGGAGCAUGUCGCUGACACCUGCCGAGCAUUUAUUCACAGUGAAAGGAUCUCUGUGAGUCCUUCUUUGAUGGAGCCAGCCUCCAGAGCACCCCUCGGUGGAAGGUCACCUCCUGCUCAUCCCACUAUCUUCUCCUCCCCCUCCAGGCCUGCCGCUGAGGCAGAAGAUCCCAUCCCAGACAGAGCCAGGGUUCCAAGUGAGAACUUUGCCUCGCCAGAUCCAGAAACUUGCCUUAUUGCUAUCCCCAAGUCUCAGACCAUAGAGGAAUCUUCACCUGGAACCCCAUCCACACCAUCCCCAGACAGUCCUUCCCAUUCCAGCGGGCAGCCCAACUCACCUGCUGAGUCCAGUGGCUGCAGUCUGUCUCCCCAGUUAAAGAAGCGAUCCGAAUCCAAGCCUACUCCUGACCCAAAAGCCUGUAACUGGAAGAAGUACAAGUAUAUUGUCCUUAACCCUCUGUGUGCCACACCUAUAAAGGAGGAGGGGGCUGAAGAGGAGCGGCAAACACAAAGCCACGCCCCCUUUGACAAUGACAGGAUGGAAGUCUCAUCUAAAACAACAAAUACCAUUCAGACAGGGGAGGAGCCUGGACUGAAUAAUAGGAAAACCUUGUCUCUUCUAUAUAACACAUCACAGCACCAAAUAUAUUUUAGUCCCCAUCAUGUUGUGGACAGCAGUUUGCAGCCCCUGCCCCUCUCGAUCAGUGAGGAUAAAGGUCUCUGCAGUCCUUAUAUUUGUACCCAAAUUGCCAAUCAGAGUCAUUUACUGGGCCAACACCCAAUCAAGUUUGAGAACCUCGCUACACAGUUCAGUUACCAUGGAAAUCAAGCCAUAAACACAAAAUCUUCCUGCUCAGGAGACAAGCCUUACCGCUGUAAUGUGUGUGGAGCACAGUUCAACCGGCCUGCCAAUUUAAAGACUCAUUCCCGCAUCCACUCUGGAGAAAAGCCCUACCGCUGCGACACAUGCGGAGCCAGAUUUGUCCAGGUAGCUCACCUGCGUGCCCAUGUUCUGAUCCACACUGGGGAAAAACCGUACCCAUGUAACACCUGCGGAACCCGUUUCCGCCACCUGCAGACGCUGAAGAGCCACCUGCGCAUCCACACUGGAGAGAAACCUUACAGCUGUGAGAAAUGUCACCUGCACUUCCGUCAUAAGAGCCAGCUGAGGCUUCACCUGAGACAGAAACAUGGCGCAAUCACCAACACCAAGAUCCGCUACAAGGUUCUGGCAGACCCGUACCAACCUGGACCCACUCUGCUACAAGCUUGCUAAGAGGCAUAUCAAAACAUCUCAGGCACCGUUGCUAUAUGCUCUCUCUGCAGAUAGGUCAAGAUCUAAACUGAAGAUUUAGGCUGAAGAUUGAUUGACCUAUAAAACAGUAUUGUAAAGAGUUUAAAGAGGUGGAGUGCUGCAUUCAAGGACAGCUUGACUGUAAAUGUACCAACGAAUACAGUCUUCCAAGAAUGCAGUACUCCUGCGCUAGAUGUGCUGACUAUUAUCUUUAUUAUUUGUUAAAAUAUUUUUUAUAUAUUUUGCUUUGCAUACUUUAUUUUCCUCAUGCUAUUUAAUCAGUUAUUUUGUUGUCAUAUUGGCCACUUUUUUACUGUGCCAGGAAAAAUGGUGAAAAUCAUUGUUAAAUCUAUAUACGGCCCUAUUCAGAUGGUAAUUGUUUCUCUUGGGGAAUGUGAGAGUAUUAUGAUAAGAUGGUAAACAAUUAUCAUCCAAAUAGGGCUUAAGACAGUAAAAACGAAGCAUGUUAUUUGAAAACACUUUAAUAGAUAUGGAAUUCAAUUUAUUUUUAUUUAUUUAUUUUUUGUUUGGUGUUAUGACAAAGAUGGUUUGUGGCAGAGUGUGAAUUAGGAGUUCAGAUUUGAGGUGUAAGAGCUGAAUGAAAGUAAAAAUGUUUAGAUAUAUUGAAUUCUGCAAGAAAGUGGGAAAGAUUAUGAAAGAAAGAUAGAUGAAGAAAGGAAGUGUAAAGAAGGAAUUAAGCAUGUUUGAGAAAGAACAGAUAAAAGAUACACUUAAUUGAUUUUAAAAAAAUUAAUAUGAUGUAAUUUUAUUUAUUUAUUUCGUUUUGAUUGUUUGUUUUGCCCAAAAGUAUUGCUCUUAUUUGUUCAUGGAUGCUUUCUGGUGUUUGUACUAUAUUCUGUUUCAUAUUUAAGAAGAUAACAGAACAGCCAGAAUGGAAAAACUCAAAUAUAUCCUCUUAGUUGUUUAUUUACCAGUUAUUCAGUAUGUUAACGUACUAAUUUAAACGGCCUGGAGCCUAUUUAAGUAACAAGAAGAAAAUUUGUAGAGGACUAGCCUCUCUGCGUAUCUUCUUAAUGAUACUUAUGUUUAAGAGACCAUUUCAUGAUUUUUAUGGUGUAUUAUAGUUGCUGAGAGUCCAAGCAGGUUGAGGACUAGCCAAACUAAUAUACAUGUAAAGACUGAUAAUGAUGAUGAUGAUGAGGAUAAUGAUGUCAACAAUACUAUGUUGCGCUCUUUUGCUGGACAAAGACAAGGCCUAUUUUAUAUAAAUUAAAGUUAAAUUAAUUUCUCA